AUGCGUUCAUCUGCCCCCAGCAAGUUUUCCCUUUUCUUCGCAACUGCCGCGGCAAUGCUUGCGGUCCCCACUCUCGUAGGAGCGAACCCCGCCGUGUCGCACCCCACUACCACGUCCAACCUGGUCGCACGUACAGGAUCGCUCAACCCCGUCGGCAUCCUCCUCAACACCUUUCAUCUCUCCAACCCAGUGCCUCAGACCAAUGCUCAGCGCAUGGCCCGUGGUCUCCCGCCCAACAGGCCGCGUUUCCAGCACUCUGCGAGGCGCAUCGCACCGAGAGCGUCCCCCGCUCCCGGCGCUUGCAACACACUGACGGGAACGCUCCAUGUCGCCGGCACGGGCAUCGACCCCAACACCUUCGUCUCCCGUGUUCCCAACCAGUACGGCGAGUACGGUGUCACAACCGACACUGGAGACGCACUGCGAGUGCAGUUCACGACUUGUAACACCGGCCUUCCCCUUGACCUGGUUACGCUGAACGGUAUCGCGGACUUCACUCUCCUCGGUGGUAUCACCGGCUAUGGCAGCUCGUCCUCGGACCUCACCACGGGCUCAGACAACUACGCGUACCUCGGCGGUACGACCCAGACCGCCCCGCAUGCUCAUCCCUCUGCGGGCGACAGCUCGUACUCCUUUGCGACGGGUAUGGCGGAGAACGAAGAGAGCGCAAUCUGGCAGGUCGACGCAGCGAGCGGCGCGGUCAUUGCCCGGUGGAUCAACAGCGAUGGCGGCGCACCUACGACAUACCUGGUGUACAAUACAGCGAACAACGUCAUCGUGCUCACCGCUGAUCCUGGCGCGUUCGCGGCAAACUUCGGACCCGGGCCUACUGUGACACUCACCUUUGUCGAGGGUUAA
This is a messenger RNA of Sparassis crispa, 858 nucleotides long. RefSeq lists its product as hypothetical. The transcript is spliced from 6 exons. Bases 1 to 858 code for a protein of 285 amino acids. NCBI's taxonomy places the organism in Eukaryota, Fungi, Basidiomycota, Agaricomycetes, Polyporales, Sparassidaceae. The record is from RefSeq and is a predicted model, not a curated record.